AUGCCCGGGUUUGAUUACAAGUUUCUGGAAAAGCCAAAGAGACGCUUCCAGUGUCCGCUCUGCAGUAAGGCGAUGCGGGAGCCGGUCCAAGUGUCUACCUGUGGACACCGCUUCUGUGACACCUGUCUCCAAGAAUUCCUAAGUGAGGGGGUCUUCAAGUGUCCUGAGGACCAGCUGCCGUUGGACUAUGCCAAGAUCUAUCCAGAUCCAGAGCUGGAGCAGCAGAUCUUAGCCUUGCCUAUCCGCUGCAUCCACAGUGAGGAGGGCUGCCGUUGGACCGGCCAGAUGAAGCAGCUGCAGGGCCACUUCUCCACCUGCGCCUUCAAUGUGAUACCCUGCCCCAAUCGUUGCUCUGUCAAGCUGACACGUCGCGACUUGCCUGACCACCUGCAGCACGACUGCCCCAAGCGCAAAGUCAAGUGCGAGUUUUGUGGCAGUGAGUUUACUGGAGAAGCUUAUGAGAACCACCAGGGAGUGUGUCCCCAGGAGAGCGUUUACUGUGAGAAUAAGUGUGGAGCAAGGAUGAUGCGUCGUCUGUUGUCCCAACACAGCAUGGCGGAGUGUCCAAAACGCACACAACCAUGCAAAUACUGCGGCAAAGAGUUUGUCUAUGACACAAUCCAGAACCAUCAGUACCACUGCCCUCGUUUUCCUGUCCAGUGCCCAAACCAGUGCGGUACACCCAACAUUGCCCGGGAGGAUCUGGCUAACCAUGUGAAGGACAACUGUGGCAGCGCACUCGUCCUCUGUCCCUUUAAAGACGCCGGCUGCAAACACAGAUGCCCCAAACUGGCUAUUGGUCGUCACCUGGAGGACACCACUAAAUCCCACCUAACUAUGAUGUGUAACCUGGUGGGGCGCCAGCGGCAGGAGAUCCUGGAGCUUCGGAGGGAGAUGGAGGAGCUGUCAGUCAGUCAUGAUGGCGUUCUCAUCUGGAAACUCAACGACUAUUCCCGCAAACUCCAGGAAGCCAAACUCCGAAGUAACCACGAGUUCUUCAGCCCGCCCUUCUACACUCAUCGCUACGGCUACAAGCUGCAGGUGUCGGCCUUUCUAAACGGUAACGGCAGUGGCGAGGGCUCCCACCUGUCCGUCUACAUCCGCGUGUUGCCAGGAGAGUACGACAAUCUCCUGGAGUGGCCGUUCUCCUACAAGGUGACUUUCUCCAUCUUGGACCAGAGCGACCCAUCGCUCUCCAAACCGCAGCAUAUCACCGAAACCUUCAACCCUGACCCCAACUGGAAAAACUUCCAGAAGCCCUGCAGCAGCCGCAACUCGCUGGACGAGAGCACCCUGGGCUUCGGCUAUCCCAAAUUCAUCUCUCACGAGGAGAUCAAGAAGAGGAACUACAUCCGAGACAACUGCAUCUUCAUCAAGGCUUCUAUAGAGAUUCCCCAGAAGAUAAUGGGUUAAGAUCUGAUCCUUGUUUUCUUUUUAUGAAGGAGAAAGAUAGGUUAAAGACUGGAAAAGAUGCAUAACCUUGAAAACUUCUACACACUUACCCUUUAGAUACUCUCUGCCCCUACAGCCUCUCCACCACAGAGCUUGAAGCAAGUCUGUUUGGCUGUGUUAGCUGACUGGAAGGACCUGAUAUAAUGCAGAGGAGAAAGUGUUUGGUCUGCAGAACCAUCACUCUCUGGUAUUUCUUUUGAAUUUUGUUUAAAAUCUAUUUGUUGACCUUUUAUUACAGUCUACAACAAAAACGCCUUGGAUAUCAAACAGUGCCUAGAGAGUUUAUCUUAAGUUAUAUUUUUGUUGUUAUUUCUGCAGUACAAAUGAUAAAGAUUAUGGAAAAGGUAUAAAGAGGAGGGAUGAAGGGCUUCACUAAGCCUCCGCACUUACCAGAACGAAAGUUAGAAGGUGGUCGGUUAGUGAUGUCCCGCUUUAUCUGGGGUGAUCUGAUGAAGAGGGAGCUCAGCAGACUCAAGCUCAAGCCCAGCUGCCUUUUGUUUACAUGUUCGUACAGUAUACUCCCAGUAAUCCUUUAACAAACACAGAGCCCUUGGUGUGAAACCACUUGUGAUGUUUGUGCACACAAACUGACAAAUCAACAUUUUCAGGUGAGAAACUUGCAACAUCCACCCUGGUGAUUCACAUUUUACUUACAAAUUACAGAAAUUUCUUUGAGCCUCCAUAUUAUCAGAACAACAUUAGAAAAACAAAAAAUAUAACAAAAUCAGUGCUGUUUUUUUGAAUAAAAAACUGGAAAAACAAGAUUUUCACCUGACAGGAGAUCCAUCCAUUACAGACAACUUUGCAGACAUACCAAACCGACACUUCAUAGAAUCUCUAUGGAGCUUCAUAUUGAUUGUGGAGUCCACCAAUAGACAAAAAGCACCUUUUGUUGGUCUUCAGAUGAGCAGAGCAGACAAAGAGGCCAGCCACACUUGUCAGAGAACAUGUGCAUUUAAAUAGUGAAGGAAAAGCCAUGUGGCCUUUUUAUACAGUAUGUUUUCGCAUGAGGGUGGGGGGUGAGCAGGGCGACAUAAACACCUGCAUGCUUCAUGUGCUACCACCUGGACCACAUUUUUGUACUGUAACCUGUAUUCUUGAAAUCCUCUCCCAUUGAUGGCUAUUUUUUUUUCUCUUUUUCUGAUCGCAACAGUUUGAAAGUUGUCCUUAAGAAAAACUUUUUAUGUUAAUUUUGUUUGUUUUAUAUAAAGAAAAUGUGAACAGCAUUGGUUUAUUACGUAGAGAGACGAUGUUUUGACUCAUCCCAACACUUGGCUGUGAAGUGUAGUGUUUUACAUAGCCUGGCGGUGGACGGUGUGCACAGGCUGUUUGAAAAGAUGGUUAAUGACACGGUCUCUGCAAAUAUGUGGGUGUCUCUGGACUGACUGCACCUUUGUUGUUACCAUGGUCACCAGUGUCUAUCUUCAGCUCGGCACACAAUGUGACGAUGAGGAGCAGCUAAAGAUAAACAGCCCAGUGGAAAACACCUGUAUCAGACUCUAUCACAGCACCAUCAGAGGGGUGGAGGACUUUGACUAUACAGUCCAUUCAUGAUGUUUGUGAAUACUAAUGUAAAAAUGCAGAAGCACAUUCUGUCUUUUAUUAUACAUGGGAUUUCCUGAUUUCUUGUCAUAAUACCAGCUGAUAUUUUACAGUGAUUUAAAGAAGUGAGAAGAUAAAAAAAGGAAAACAAACAAAAAAACUUUUUUGUAAGAUUCUGUAUUUUUAAAGAUGCGUAGCUGUUUUAUACAAACACUUUUUGUUGGAGAGUCGGGGUUGACUUUGGGAAUUUUCAGACCCUUUCGUCUCUUGGACAUUUGGAUAAUUUGUUUGUCUGUGUGGUUUGAACCUCACAUUUUGUCUGUAUUAUUUCCUCUUAAAAGUAUUUAUUUUAAGGAGCCAUUAUGUGAGUUUGAACAAAUGGCACUAAUGUUUUAAUAUGUUGAUUGAGGAGUGCUUGUCAAUUUCUUAAUUGAAAUAAAAUACCAUAUAUUAUAA
Sphaeramia orbicularis (orbiculate cardinalfish) is the source of this 3450-nucleotide messenger RNA. It is a transcript of the gene traf4a, whose product is annotated as tnf receptor-associated factor 4a. Gene Ontology annotation, cellular component: plasma membrane signaling receptor complex. The record is from RefSeq and is a predicted model, not a curated record. Gene Ontology annotation, biological process: positive regulation of JNK cascade; signal transduction; activation of NF-kappaB-inducing kinase activity. Gene Ontology annotation, molecular function: zinc ion binding; ubiquitin protein ligase binding; tumor necrosis factor receptor binding. The coding region runs from base 1 to 1413 and encodes 470 amino acids. The transcript has 7 exons. Lineage: Eukaryota; Metazoa; Chordata; Actinopteri; Kurtiformes; Apogonidae.